Messenger RNA from Amblyraja radiata (thorny skate), 4569 nucleotides. RefSeq names its product AGBL carboxypeptidase 1 (gene agbl1). Gene Ontology annotation, molecular function: metallocarboxypeptidase activity; zinc ion binding. The transcript has 23 exons. The record is from RefSeq and is a predicted model, not a curated record. NCBI's taxonomy places the organism in Eukaryota, Metazoa, Chordata, Chondrichthyes, Rajiformes, Rajidae. Bases 225 to 3572 code for a protein of 1115 amino acids. Gene Ontology annotation, biological process: proteolysis; C-terminal protein deglutamylation; protein side chain deglutamylation.
CAACUAGCUGUUAGUGCACAGAUAUUUGCUAUUUUGUGACCAGUGCUCAUCCAAAUUUUUUUACAGCAGAAAAUUGAUACCUCCCUCUGUGCCAGAGACAAGUAAAUGGUGCCAAUCUCUGGUAUGCAUGCAGUGUAGUCAGUAUUGAAAGCAGCAGUCAGUGUUCUCUGCACUUUCAAACGAGAGAGAGCUCUCACGCUUCUGCUUGAAGUCAGUCAGGAGUCAUGGCAGAGGUGAAUGCUGCUUCGGAAAACACAACCGGCUUGGAAGUUCUGCUAUCAACACUCAAGAAUUCCCAUGAUAUGAAAAGUACGCACAGCAUCUUGCAAAUCCUGGAUGCACUGCUGUCAGCGGGUACAGUCAAGCGGGUCAGUUACCUGAUCACGAAGGGGGGCAGCGAGGCGUUGCUACACACGCUGGUGAACGUGACACAAGUACUUCCACUGGAUUAUGACAUCAUCUUGCCUUUAAUCUGUUUAAUCGUCAAAGUUGGACAAAGAGAUAAGAGGUUUGGACAAAAAGCUCAAGAAAUUGGAGCCUUAAGUGAGAUCCUGAACAUAACGAAGUGUAGUCUACCCCAAGCCAAGUACGUCACUCCCUGUUUGUGGAUCAUCAAGAUAUGUGCCUCUAGUGUCACAGCAGGUGCUGCGAUGGGUAAGAGUGGGAUCACCAGGUUUGUGCUAAACCUGCUCUCUCCCUACACGACUACGAACACAAAGGCUAUAAGAGCUGCCACAGAAGCUCUUUCAUCCUUACUGAAGUCGAAAUGGAACAGCAGGCGAGCUGCGGACAGUGGCUACAUCCACAGGCUCUUGAAACUAUAUGAGGACUGGCAUCAGCGAGACACAGCAAACCACUAUGUUCCUAUCCAGCGGGCUCUGCUCAAAUGCAUCAACAACAUCACCAGUCUCCGCAAGGGAAAGAAAUCCUUUCUCGAGGCUGAUGGGAUGAGAGUCCUGCUCAACGCCUCACGGGCUUGUGGCUCCAGCCCAGACCUACACCCAGUUAUCAAGUUAACUACACAAAUUAUGCGGAAGUGUCACCCAAAACAACACCUGCCUUUGCCCAAGCUGCAAAGCUGCUAUUCAUUUGUAUCACCAAACGCAGCCCACUCCCAGUUGCUGGUGGGUCCCAGCGACACUGUGCAAGAGGAUGUCACAGCUGAAGAAAAUGAAGACCAGGAUGAUGAUGACGAUCUGAAUGAGAAUGAGGAACCUGGGUGCAGUGAAGAUGAAGAUGAUCUAGAGACAGAUCUAUCAAGACUGAAGCCCAACCCUGAGCUCGAUAGACCUGUGGAGGAGUUGAAACAGUAUGAACAACUUUGUCCAGAACUUGUUGGAUAUUUUCAGGAUUCAGACCUGGAUGACCAAAGUUUCCAAGAUGAGGAUGCACCGUGUUCCAUGGUCUUCACACCAUCAGGCCCCCUACAUCAGGAGGACUCCAGAGUGUGGCACAGAGAUGGUUUUGGGAAAGAUUCACCAAAGCCGCACAAUCCGUUUAGAAACAGAACUCAUCAAACAUCUGCAUAUGCAUCUGGCAUUGGGGGGGAAGGUGGACCCAAAGGAUUUCCAAAGAAUCAUUUCACAGACCCAACUAAACCCAGUAUCACGAACCAUUCAAAGGAUAAAAUGAACGAAAUGCAUUUGGACAUUCAGAAGGGUGGUGCUGACUUGUUGAGAAUAAAUCCAGCUUUACACAGCCCACACGUACACAGUGGUGCUUGUGAGAAACAUGGUGGAGCCCUCAAUCCAAGUUGGGCCAUUGGUGGAGAGCACGAGGGUCAGAAUUCUGUACAUAAACUUCUAAAAGUCUGCAAGGAACUAAUUCCUUUCCACGACCCGUAUAUUUACACCAUCAACGCCGAGGAAACAAAGUCUGUGGCGAAUUAUAAAACCUUGGCGUUUCCAGAUUAUUGGGGUCACGUACCACCACACUCCAAAGAGCCGCUGGUGGGUCGGUGGUGCGGAGGUCAAAGGGCUAAAAUCUUUGAAGAUAUUCAGCGUUUAGUCUGCUCUGGGGAUGUCCUGAACAGGGUCAUAUUGGACAUUGAAAGCCCUUCAUUGGUCGCACCAGGAGAUGACUCUUCCCUGAAAUUCUUUUCAAACUUUGAGUCGGGAAAUCUUCGAAAAGCUAUUCAAAUUCGCAAGUAUGAAUAUGAUCUGUUAAUGAAUGCUGACAUCAACACAACCCUUCAGCAGCAGUGGUUCUACUUUGAAAUCAGUAGCAUGAGAGCUGGCAUCUCAUAUCGAUUCAAUAUUAUUAACUGUGAGAAGACAAAUAGCCAGUUCAACUACGGGAUGCAGCCAGUGUUGUACUCAGUCCACGAGGCAUUGUGUGGAAGAGCUCAGUGGGUCCGAGCAGGCACUGAUAUCUCCUAUUACAGAAAUCAUUAUUUCACUCAAGGAGCAGAGGGUAAAGGAGGAAAAGAGACAGCGUUUUACACUUUGACGUUCAACAUCACGUUCCCGCAUUCAAAGGAUGUCUGCUAUCUGGCAUACCACUACCCGUACACCUACUCAACGCUAAUGACUCACCUGUACCUGCUGGAACAGUCGAUCAAUAGUGAUCAAGUUUACUUCAGGCACCAAGUGUUGUGUUCCACGCUGGGCGGUAACGACUGCCCAGUUAUCACCAUUACCGCAACCCCUGGCACCCAACCUGAACAGCUGCAACAAUUUUGGAAUCGCCAGUACAUAGUCCUGACAGGGCGAGUCCAUCCGGGGGAAAGCAAUGCCAGUUGGGUCAUGAAAGGGACCCUGGAAUUUCUCAUCAGUAACAACCCCAUUGCUCGCUGCCUGCGUGACGCCUACAUCUUCAAAAUCAUUCCCAUGCUGAACCCAGACGGGGUCAUCAAUGGCUGCUGCCGCUGUUCUUUGAGCGGAGAAGAUCUGAACAGACAGUGGUCAGAGCCAACUCCUGACCUCCAGCCAACUAUUUAUCACACAAAGGGACUCCUGAGCUACAUGAAGAGCAUUGGCAAAACCCCGCUGGUUUACUGUGACUACCAUGGACAUUCAAGGAAGAAGAAUUCGUUCAUGUAUGGAUGUAGUGUGAAGGAGACACUGUGGCAAUCUGAGUCCAGUAUUGACACAGCAACUCUGAAGGAAGACAUUGGCUAUCGAGCCAUUCCCAGAAUUCUGGAGAAGAUUUGCCCGACGUUCGCCAUCAAUCGUUGCUGUUUCUUGGUGCAGAAAUCACGGGAAUCCACGGCUCGGGUGGUGGUGUGGAGAGAGAUCGGCGUUCUCCGCAGUUACACCAUGGAGAGCACCUACUGCGGCUGUGAUCAGGGCCGGUACAAUGGUCUGCAGAUCGGAACCAGGGAGCUGGAGGAGAUGGGAGGCAAGUUCUGCACGGCACUGCUGAAGUUGUCACCCAACAUGCCGCUGACGUGCCAGGAUGCUGCCCUCCUCAACCUGGAUAGCGAGCUGAACAAUGACAAGAACUUCUCACGCAAUGACGUGAGUGUGGAUGACGAGCCUCCAUGCCCAGAAGACAUCGAUUAUUUCACGGACAAUGGCACCGAGGAUGAAGAUGAUGCGAUUGAUCUCCGGCCCGAGGUCACCAACUGCUGAGGGUGAACUCCACUGAGAUGUGGUGCACAUUAUAGACGCAACCAAUGAUGCCCCACUCUGAGUGAAGGGUCAAGGCCGUGCCAUAUACCAGCGACACCAAAUGUGUGGAGAGUGGGGACUGAGCAAAAGGCUGCAGAAUGCCGUUUGUACCUUUCACCUUCGAGGUGAACUGAACAUUAUCUACAGCGACUGCAUCACCCAUGGAUCUUGCUCAGUGUUUCAUUAUCCUUCAAUAUCUAAUUACAUUGCAGUAUCCUGCUUGCCCUCAUACCUCGCUGAAAGUAGUCCUAGGACAUCCGUAGUGGAUCACUGAACCUGCAUUGCUGGAGGACCUCCCUCCAGGAUGUGUCAGAGAGUGGAUCUUGGCAUGGAUGCACCCAUCACGUCUCCCCGCAACCACCGAGUCUUUGCCAGCUUAGCUUCCGUAGAUCCAUGAAUCUAAAUCACACCAAUAUAGCCAUAGAGUGUUGGAGUACAGACACAGGCCCUUUGGUCAAGCGAGUCUGUGGCAACAGGUUCUUGGCCAAAGAUAUUCCAAGAGCUCAUAGUCCCUUGACCACAACUGCUGUGGCCAAGUACCCUGGUGCAUCCAUAGUGUGGGACCGUGCUGAAUGCUAAAUACUCUCGCCAUUCACUGGACAUUGGUCAACAAAUCAGAGACACAAGAAAUAUUACAGAUGCUGGAAUUUGGAGCAACACACAGGCUGCUGGUCAGGCAGUGUCUGUGGAGGCAAAGGGAUGGUCAGCAUUAUGGGUUUCUUCAGUAAAUAAUGCAAUUUUUCCUCCACAUGGCUGAAAGUCGUGUAGCACAAUGCAGCUUUCCAGGUAGUUAUUAGAGUCUGUGAGCUUGGUGCUAGCCAAUGCCUGGUUAUAACAUUUCAUCAGGUCCUUUCAGAGGGGUUUAAGAAGGAACUGCAGAUGCUGGAAAAUCGAAGGUAGACAAAAAUGCUGGAGAAACUCAGCGGGUGCAGCAGCAUCUAUGGAGCUCCAUAGUCAA